This is a messenger RNA of Kwoniella mangroviensis CBS 8507, 489 nucleotides long. RefSeq lists its product as uncharacterized. The coding region runs from base 1 to 489 and encodes 162 amino acids. The transcript has a single exon. The record is from RefSeq and is a predicted model, not a curated record. NCBI's taxonomy places the organism in Eukaryota, Fungi, Basidiomycota, Tremellomycetes, Tremellales, Cryptococcaceae.
AUGGGAUACUCUGACAGAGAAUAUUCCAAACUCACUCACCACUCAUACAAUCUGUCCACUUCCACCCCAGCCAAACGAGCAAGGGAGGAGGAAGAAGACACGGCGAAGUUUCAUCAUAAAAGAUCGAAGGCAAAUGGUGUAGAAAUGGCAAUUACACAGGCUUUCUUGGAGGACAAGGUCGAAUAUUUGAAGAACGACUUGGCAGCCAAGCAAGCUGAAAUUCAUUAUCUGAUAGAUCAGAACAGAGCGAAAGAUAAAAUGAUUCGAAAGAAAGAACGAGUCAUUGAUGCGAAAGAAAGGAUCAUUGAGGAAAAGAAUAACGAGAUCGGACAUAAGGAUAUUCUCAUUAGACACAAGGAGAAAAUCAUCCAAGAACUUCGAUCCGCAGAGUUUAAUCAAAAGAAAAGUGAUUUUAAAGGUGCGAGAUUUCCACAUCCAGUUGUAUCACAUUCCUUUGGUCUACUAGAAUUCACAAAAAUUAUCAACUGA